Molecule: messenger RNA, 1461 nt
Organism: Penicillium malachiteum
Lineage: Eukaryota; Fungi; Ascomycota; Eurotiomycetes; Eurotiales; Aspergillaceae
Product: glycoside hydrolase family 30 protein
Exons: 2
Coding region: 1-1461 (486 amino acids)
Biological process (GO): glucosylceramide catabolic process
Molecular function (GO): glucosylceramidase activity
Source: RefSeq, a predicted model, not a curated record
AUGCGUACUACAGUAGCUCUGCUUGGCUUUGCUGCUGGUAGCUAUGCCUUGGAGAAAAGAGCAUCCGCCUCUGCUUAUUCUUCUAACUCGGCCGGAACCUACAAACUCUCGUCCAUCACAGCUCCAGUUCAAGGAGCAGGAGAUCCUGGAUCAAGCUCAACAUGGAAACUGAGUAUCGAUGACACGUCCUCCGGUUACAAGCAGACGAUAGUUGGCUUCGGUGCUGCAGUCACUGACGCGACAGUGGAGUCGUUUAACACGCUAUCUGACUCCAAUCUCCAGGAUCUGCUCAACGACCUAUUGACCGAUUCCGGUGCCAGCUUUUCUUUGAUGAGACACACCAUCGGAGCCUCAGAUCUCUCUGGUGAUCCAGUUUACACCUACGAUGACAAUGGUGGCUCAGUGGAUACAUCACUCUCGAGCUUCAAUCUCGGAGACCGUGGAACUUCCAUGGCUAAUAUGUUGGCCUCCAUGAAGUCCCUUCAAUCCGACCUCACCAUCUUCGGCUCACCUUGGAGCGCACCCGGCUGGAUGAAGCUUAAUGGAGUCAUUGAGGGUGAUACCACAAACAACAAUUUAAAUGAUGGGUAUCUGAGCGGCGACUUUGGAGAGACAGGGUAUGCCAGUGAAUUCGCACAAUACUUUGUCAAGUACAUUCAGGCAUACCAAGAUCUCGGAGUAACAAUCGACGCGAUCACAAUUCAAAAUGAGCCUUUGAACAGUCAGGCGGGAUAUCCGACGAUGUACGUCUAUGCAGAUGAGUCUGCCCAGCUGAUUCAGAACUACAUCGGCCCCGCUCUUGCUGAUGCCAACCUUGCCACCAAAGUGUGGGCGUACGACCAUAAUACAGAUGUCACAUCGUACCCUCAGACUGUCAUCGACGACGCCGGUGAAUAUGUCGACUCGGUCGCCUGGCACUGCUAUGCUACUGAUGUCGACUGGACCGUUCUCAGCACAUUCCACGACUCAAACCCCGAUGUUACCCAAUAUAUGACCGAGUGCUGGACCCCUUCAUCUGGAGACUGGUACCAAGCAGCCGACUUUACCAUGGGACCCCUGCAGAACUGGGCUGCCGGCGUGGCAGCAUGGACACUUGGCACGAACUCCAGUGAUGGCCCGCACCUUUCUGAAGGUGGAUGUGCUACAUGCACUGGGUUGGUGGUUGUUAACGAUGACGGAAGCUACACGUUUGAGACAGCCUACUACAUGAUGGCCCAGUUUAGCAAGUUCAUUCCGACUGGUGCUACUAUCCUAAAUGGAACGGGCAGCUAUACUUACUCUGGUGGGGAUGGCAUACAAUCUGUGGCUUCGUUGAACCCGGAUGGAACUCGCUCUGUUAUCAUUGAGAAUAAGUUUGAUAACGAUAUCUAUUUAACCCUCAGCACUGAGAGUGGAGAGGAGUGGUCCGGAGAUAUCCCGAGUGAGUCGGUCACUACUUGGGUUCUUCCUGCUUCGUCCUAG